Messenger RNA from Mercurialis annua (annual mercury), 2454 nucleotides. RefSeq names its product DNA topoisomerase 6 subunit B. Gene Ontology annotation, cellular component: cytosol; small ribosomal subunit. The coding region runs from base 254 to 2284 and encodes 676 amino acids. Gene Ontology annotation, molecular function: ATP binding; DNA topoisomerase type II (double strand cut, ATP-hydrolyzing) activity; DNA binding. The transcript is spliced from 19 exons. Lineage: Eukaryota; Viridiplantae; Streptophyta; Magnoliopsida; Malpighiales; Euphorbiaceae. The record is from RefSeq and is a predicted model, not a curated record. Gene Ontology annotation, biological process: DNA topological change.
AAUUUUAGAAUAACUGUAAAAAAUUCCAGAAAAUUGCCUCCAAAAUCCAAAAUUAACUAGCUGUUAUUCAAAAUCCCCAAUUAACUAACUGUAAAAUUGUGGGAAACGCAGUAUUCCCAAGCUUGCUACAUUUCUUACCAGUUUAUUUUACCGUCUCUAAAAUUUCAAAAACCCUUCCCUAGCUAUUUUCAUUUGCUAAGAAUUUCUCAGGAAACCCUAAGCUGAAUUAAUUCAAGAACUAAGGCAUUGAUUUAUGAUUGAAAUGGAAUCAGGAGGUACCAGUGAAAGUCCAAUUGAACCAAAGAAAGGCAAAUCUAAGACUCCGAGAACGCCCAAAGAAAGCACUCUCAAGCAGAAAUCUCCGGCUGAAUUCUUCGCCGAGAAUAAGAACAUUGCUGGAUUUGAUAAUCCAGGAAAAAGUCUGUACACUACAGUGAGAGAACUUGUUGAGAAUUCGCUUGAUUCUGCGGAGUCCAUAUCCGAGCUUCCCUUUGUGGAAAUUACCAUUGAAGAGAUAGGAAAAAGCAAGUUUAAUACAAUGAUUGGUCUUGUUGAUCGGGAUCGUGUUGAUGCGGAACUUUAUGAUGAUUUUGAGACAGCUAAGGCUCGUGAGAAAAGAUUAGCAAAGGAAGCUCGUACACAGGAAAUUCAAGCAAAGAAUGCUGCACUUGGGAAGAAAGUCAAAGACCAAUCAGCUGCAAAAGGCAUGAAGGGUCGAGGUGAGGCUUCAUUUUACAGAGUCACAUGCAAGGAUAACGGAAAAGGAAUGCCACAUGAGGACAUCCCGAAUAUGUUUGGAAGGGUCUUGUCUGGUACAAAAUAUGGUCUCAAGCAAACACGUGGGAAAUUUGGUCUUGGGGCAAAAAUGGCAUUGAUAUGGUCCAAAAUGAGCACUGGACUUCCUAUAGAGAUCUCAUCAUCCAUGAAGGGCCAGAAUUACAUGACAUUCUGCAGACUGGAUAUUGAUAUUCAUCGGAACGUUCCUCAUAUCCAUUUACAUGAAAAGAGAGAUAAUAAUGAUAGGUGGCAUGGAGCUGAAAUUCAAGUGGUCAUUGAGGGAAAUUGGACAACUUACCGUUCUAAAAUAUUGCAUUACAUGCGACAAAUGGCUGUUAUCACCCCAUAUGCUCAAUUUCUUUUCAGAUUUAUAUCAGAUACAUCUGACAAAAAUGUCACUGUAAAAUUUGCAAGGAGAACAGAUGUAAUGCCCCCUGUCCCCCUCGAGACAAAGCAUCAUCCAUCAUCUGUUGAUUUACUAUUGAUCAAGCGCCUUAUUGCAGAAACUUCAAAACAGAACCUUUUGCAAUUUCUUCAACAUGAAUUUGUAAAUAUAGGGAAGGCGCAUGCAGGAAGAUUAAUCGGGGAAAUGGGUCCUGAAUUUAGCCCAAAAAUGGCAGUCAAGACUCUGACCGAUCAGCAGAUAGUUCGGGUCAAUCAGUUGUUUCGUCAAGCUAAAUUUGAUGAUCCUGCUGGUGAUUGUCUUAGUCCUGCUGGAGAAUACAAUCUUCGACUUGGGAUAAUAAAGGAGCUGCAUCCAGACAUGGUUGCCACUUAUUCCGGAAGUGCUCAAGUUUUUGAGGGACACCCCUUUAUUGUUGAAGCUGGUGUCAGUGUGGGUGGAAAGGAUGUUAAGCACGGAUUGAAUAUUUUUCGAUUUGCAAAUCGCAUACCGCUUCUAUUUGAGCAAGGUGCUGAUGUAGUCACCAGGACCGCCCUUAAAAGAAUCAACUGGGGUAGUUACAAGAUCAAUCAGACGCAAGAUAAAAUAGGUGUCUUUGUGAGCGUUGUCAGUACAAAAAUCCCAUUUAAGGGUACUGGAAAGGAGUACAUUGGAGAUGAUAUCACUGAAAUAGCUACUGCUGUCAAGUAUGCCAUUCAGCAGUGCUGCAUCCAGCUAAAAUCCAAAAUUUUGAAGAAAUUGCAUGCCCGUGAGCAACAGGAGAGAAAACGAAAUUUAAGCAAGUAUAUCCCUGAUGCCACAGGUGCUAUAUACGAUGUUCUGAAAGAAAUGGCACAGUUCCAAGUUUCAAAAAAGAAGCGUUACGAGGAGGAAGAUGCAGAAAUGCUUGAGAAAGUAUCAGAGCGGUCAAUUACAAAAGAUACACUCACAGAAAAGCUUGCCCAACAUGUUGAAAAGGUGGACUAUGAAAUGGCAUUGGAGUAUGCCACGCAAAGCGGAGUGAGCGAAGAACCUAGAGAAGAUAUUUACAUUCAAGCACUUGAAGUUGAUCAUAAAUUCAUUGAUUUUCAAAGUCCCAUUUUUAUAUUCAGAUUUAUCUCUUAGGAAUUAUUGGAUAUUCUUUGAUCAGCUUCUAUAAAUUCUACAUUCAUUAUAGAUUGAGAUUUGUUGUAAUACCCACAGUUUCUUUAUUUAAGUUGUCUGAGAUUUGUUGUAAUACCCACACUUUGUCUUCGCUGUAUUAAUAAAUCAUGUAAAGGACUGAUUAGUGCAAA